This is a messenger RNA of Loxodonta africana (African savanna elephant), 37681 nucleotides long. RefSeq lists its product as uncharacterized. Lineage: Eukaryota; Metazoa; Chordata; Mammalia; Proboscidea; Elephantidae. The annotation marks the transcript as partial. The record is from RefSeq and is a predicted model, not a curated record. The transcript is spliced from 3 exons.
CGCGCCGUCCGCGCGCCGGGAUCCGUGCGGCUCUCCGGGCCGCCUGCCAAAGGGUGCCCGCCCCCCUCCCCCCGUGAAGUAGGAUCCUUGAGCUGCGGCGGCGGCAGCCAACUGCUCCAUAUUUGGCUUCUAUUACACAUUUACAUACUGGAGCGAGCGAGCGAGCGAGGAGGGAGGGCGGGCGGGCGAGAGGAGGGAGGAGGGAGGGGAGGGGAGCGGGAGGAGGAGGAGGAGAGAGCAGAGUAUACCGCAGACAUCAUUUCUACUACAGUGGCGGAGCCGUACAGGACCUGUUUCACUGCAGGGGGAUCCAAAACAAGCCCCGUGGAGCAGCAGCCCGAGCACCAGCAGCCUCAAGACAUUGUUUCUCUCCCUCUGCCCCCCCUUCCCCACGCAACCCCAGAUUCUUUUACACUUUACACAACCUAUUGUGUCUUUCUCUUUGGAUUGCCUCUCGUGCACUUCCUGGGCCAUCGCAGCAGCAUCGUGUGGCAAGUCACCAAGGUGGUCCAUUCACGCUGCAGACUUCUUGGUCAUCCUUGUACAGCAGCCUCCUCCUGCGUCACCGCCACAGGGAAGUGCAUUGCCUAUCAGGUCACAGAGAGUGCUGGUGGACAUCUCUUCUUGCCCCAAGAUCUUCAUCAGAAGUCCUCUGGACUUGGUGGUAUCUUUGGCGUUCAAAGUAUAUAUGAACUCGCCAGGAGGCAUAAUGCCUCGCCGUUUUAUUUUGGGCCACCCUAAAGGAUGACACCCAGCUUCAGAGACCUCCUCUUGGACAUCAUUCCUGAGGAACACUGUUUUAGCUCUCCCAGUAUCUGACGUUUAUUCCGACUGAUUUUGAGCUGGCUAAGGCUUAGUCAUUGAACGGCCAGAACGAUGAUAUAUGUUCUGCCUGAUCAGUUUGCAGCUACACACCUUCGUCACUUGCAGAGUGGCGACUCCCCCUGAGCCCAUUGUUGAAUCUUUACACAAAGAUCCUAGAAAAAAGGCACCAAUCCAUUCUUUCCGUCUUGAUGUUUGCCCGCAGGCAUAGUCCCGGGAUGACCUGGAGCAGAGGCAGUGGAGGAUAAAUUCAUUGUGCACAGACUCGCCCAUGCUAGUUCUAGCAGUCUCGCUCCACAGAUCUAGCUUUGAAAUACUGGAGUGAUUGGUUUUGUGCAGGAAUGCGUGGAUUGUUGAACUGAAACAAUUUUCUCCCUGCAUGUCUAGUGUUUACAUAAGCAGAUGUAAGAAAAAAUAUUCUGUUACUGAUUUAAAUAGCAGGGCUUAUGAAGGUCCCUGGAGCCCUGGUGGCACGGUGGUUAAGAGCUCAGCUGCUAACCAAAAGGUCGGCAGUUUGAAUCCAUCAGCUGCUCUUUGGAAACCCUAUGGGGCAGUUCUACUCUGUCCUAUGAGGUCUCUAUGAGUCGGAAUCGACUCGAUGGCAACAGGUUUGUUUUAUGAAGGUCUCUAGGUGGCACAAAUGGUUUGUGAUCAACUGCUACCCUAAAGGUUGGGAGUUUGAACCCACCUACCUGUGUCUCAAAAGAAAUGCACCUCAAAAGAAAGGCCUGGCAAUCUGCUUCCAUAAAAGAUCCCAGCCAAGAAAAAACCCUAUGGAGCAGUUCUACUCUGUAACACAUGGGGUCGCCAUGAGUUGGAAUUGACCAGAACAGGGUUUUUUUUUUUUUAAUUUUUGAAAAAAUUUAUAAGUGCUUAAAAAUGGUGUAGAAUAAAAAUGUAGGUUUUUUUUGUUUUGAUUAUUAUUACAAGUUGGAACACAACUAACAGGUGUAUAUUCAUGUUUUGUCAGGAAAGGGUCAAAACUAAAAAUUUGCAACAAAGACCAAACUAGAAUAGAACAAACGCAAACAGAAGCUGACAAAUUUAUGCCCCUUGUUGGGAGUUCAGCUCAUGGAAUGUUAUGUAGGACAAAAGGAAUGGAGGAGACAUUUCAGUAACAUUUUGUUCCCUGUCAAAAGCCUUCUGAAAUAUAAAUCUGCUGUGUAUUGGAGAAUGGAUACAGCAAUUGAUUCAAGUUGAAUAGCUUUCAUUUAACGAGAAUAUCAGAAAGCAGUUCUUGUUCUGACAACCAUAUGUGUGCUCUCCUUGACCUAAAGAAAAUUGAAUUCGUGUUUACAUAUCUUAUAGGAUUGCUUUAUAGGCAAAGACACAGGUCAAAUCUCAUCACAGUGGCUAUUGUUAUAGCAAAUAGAAACAUUUCUAAAUGAAAUAAAAACAUUUCUAAGCCAUGGCCGGUGGCCCAUGGUAAUAAUACUAAGCGGGUAUUCCGAAACCAUUUGCAAAUAUAGAUAAUUCAGUGGUAGGUGUGCUUUUUAAAAAAAAUUCUCUUCUCUUGCUAACGCACAUACCCAUACAUACCCUUCACCAGUUUGUGUGGCAGAGAAGGAGGAAUGUGAAAAUAUAUACGAUAGGAAUCGAAUUAUUUUGAACUUUGUGGAACAGAUCACCUCCAACCAAUCCAGCCAGUGUUAGUGGUUUAAGAACUAAGCUUAAGAAUUUGAGGUCCCUGCAAAGGGUGUUCUUUUUUCAUUCUCCAUUUUUGUACUCCUUAAGGAGAAAUUAGGUGCUUGUUGUUUUUAAAUUCCCAGGUAAUUCUGGCAUUGAUCCUGGGCUCCUUGCAAAUGUAAUUUUUAGUAAUGGCUAUUACUCCUGAAUCGCUUGGGCUCUCUGCGGCCUGUGGCUCAGCAGGGUCUGAGAUUUUCCUGGGACAUCAAAGACUGAAAUACAGAAGGUCUUAACAUUUUAGGGGUAUGGAUCAAGAGAAGUCUUCUCUAGUAAUUAAGGUCUGUUAAGAUUUUCAACCCCAUUUUACCUUUGAGAUUCUUUGCUGGAUGACUUACAUUUUAUUUCCUUUAUGUGUUUAUACUGAUUUACUGUUUUCUUAUUUGGAAAAAGCUUUCUUCCUUUUUAUUUCUUUAAUUUUUUUCAUACACAGCCCUUAAAAAUAUAAAAGAGUCCCAACCUGCUUUGUUUUUUUUUCCUUACCUUGACCAUCUUUUCUGUCUUAUUUGCUAGACCAUCGUUUCUCUUUCUACUUCUCUUCUGCAACUUCAUCUUGCUCAGCAAUUCGAGUGUGUGACUCUGCAUACUAUGGCUUGAGUUUCCUAACCAACUUCUCCUUGCAUCUGAGUCCAUUUCCUGUGCUUAAAGCUGUUGGCAUUCUACCCAGCGUUCCUAGUCAAAACUGAAACUUCUAGGGCUAAUCGGAUUAGUCCUUAUACUAUUAAUUUCUUCCCCUCCAUUUCUUGCUCUAGUGCUGUUUCUCAAGGACAUUUAUUUGUCAUUAAAAACUUCAUUUUGGCGUCACUUCCCAGAGAUCUCUUGGAUUUUUCGGUUAUGCUGAUUCACUGUACAGCUUCAAACUGCAGCAGAUGUCAGUAGGUCUUGGACAAAUUAGUUGUCCCUACACAUGGUUUACAAUAUUAUACUAGCUGUUUAAAAAUAAUUAAGCUUCUCUCUGUGUUCUUUGCUGUGGGUCAGGAACUUUACUUGCUUUGCCAUCCAACACAGAAGUUAAUCACCAACGGGUCCUCUGAACCAAAUGAUUAAAAAUAAAGCAAAGUUUCUGAACCAGGCUGUUGGCAGAAAAGUCUGUACUUCCAUCUGUGCAUGGUUAGGAAAAUAUUUCAUGAUGUUUAAAUGGCAUCAGCUUUGCUCUCUUGUGUGUGAGUGUUGUCUGUGUGUCAGCAUGUAAUUCAUCCCUCUGAAGAUUUGACUGUUAGCUAAUCUUAUCCCCCAGUAAAGUCACUGCCUAGAAAACAGGAAAGUAAAUCCAGGUGUUUUGUGCAUACAUUCUUUAUUUGCCAGUUUCUGUGAAGGAGCAGUGGUCUUGCUUUUCUCCUCAGCUGAAAGGUUUUUUUUUUCUCUUAGCAUGUACCUCAGAAAAUGAAAGAAUACGUGUGUUAUUAGUUGCCAUACAGUUGUUUCGGACUCACGGAGACCUCACGUGUGCAGAGUAAAACUGCUCGGUAGGGUUUUCAAGGCUGUGGCCUUUUGGAAGCAGAUCAAUAGGCCUGUCUUCGGAGGCACCACUGGGUGAGUUCGAACUGCCAACCUUUCGGCUAGUAGUCGAGUGCUUAACUUUUUGCACCACCCAGAGAUCCUUUAAAGAACAUUACUUUAAAAAAACUUAAAAAAAAUUUUUUUGAGAUAAUCGUAUAUUAACACAUUCACACAGAGUUGUAAGAAAUAAUACAGAGAUCCCAUAUACUCUUCAAGAGCAUUACGUUUUGACUUUGAAGUCUUUAUGUCUUUUGAUUCUUCACUUAGAAAUAUCCUUUGUUAAUAGCUUUUAGAAGCUGUUCUUAUAUGCAUAAAAUGCUGAUGAAUCGUUUUCAGUUUGGAACGUGGCAGAUUAGUAGUUUCUAUUGUCUGGAAGGAGACUUAGGCCUGGAAUGCACAUUAAACUCCUAAGCACUUGGUGACAUAAGUAUAGACAUGUGAGUGAUUUUGAGGGGAAUUUAAUCCUUCAACUUGGAUUUUCCUCCAUUCUUAUUGGGAAUCAGCAUCUAAUUAAAUAUAUUCAUUUCUGACCAGUUCUAUAGCUAUGGUAUUAUAUAUAUAUACACACAUAUGUAUAUGUACAUAUAUGUACAUAUAGGAUAUAUAGUAUGUAUCUAUAUAUACGUGUAUAUAUAUAUGUAUAUGUAUAUGCAUAGAGCCCUGAUGGCAUAGUGAUCAAGCGCUGUGUCUGCUAACCUAAAGGUUGGCAGUUUGAAUCCACCAGCUACUCCUUGGAAACCGUAUGAGGGCAAUUCUGCUGUGUCCUACAGGGUCGCUGUGAGUCAGAACUGACUUGACAGCUGUAGGAGGAUAUAGUUGCUUAAAAGGUUUUAAUUGCUAUAUAAUGUAAAAAUUAUUCUUUGGAACUUUUCCGUUACACUUACCUCUUUUUCUUUCUGGACAAACUGUUGAGGUGGAUUUCUUUCUGCAAAAAGAACCACUGUAUUAUAUAAGGAGUAAAACCGGUGGCCAUUGAGUCGAUCCCUACUCAUGGUGACCCUGUGCGUCAGAGUGGAACUGUGCUCCAUAGCACAGUUUUUUGGAGUAGAUCGCUAGGCCUUUUACCAAGGCAUUUCUGGAUGGAUUUGAACCUCCAACCUUUCGGUUAGCAGCCAAGUGUGUUAACCGUUUGUACCACCUAGGGACCGCAAUGCACAGUAAAUGCACCGAAGGAAGGUUAAGAAUUAUUAACAGAAAAAAAAAAAAGAACCAUCUUAAUUUAAUUUCUCUGGCUUCAAAACAUUCAUCUCUCUCAGAGUUACCAGUUUCUUUAUAUUUUUAGAAACUUGUAGAGGGUAGGUAUAUUUUUAGUAUUAUGAUGAUAGAAUUAAACGCUGAAAUCAAGAGCUGUGAAUUGAUCAUGUGCACGUUAACUGAAGUUAAAGGGAGGAGGGCUAUCUUCAGUAAGUUUCAUUAUUAGUAUGGCAGGGAAAUCUUGAGGUGGUCUAUGAAGGUUAGCUAUAAUCAGUGAUAGUUGGAUCAUUUAGGUAGUUGUCAUUUCAAGGAAUUUUAAAAUCAGAAAGAACCUUACAUACGUUUUUGUCCAACCUCCUUAUUUUAUAUUCGAUUUAAUUCUGUUGAUUUCUUGCAGACCUGCUACGUGCAAGACAGUGUGCUAGCGGGGAUCAGUAAAGUUGAGAAAGCUGUGGCCCAUAGCUUCGAACAACUUAAUCUUUGAUUAAGCUUUCAUUUCCUAUUUCUUAUUUUCUAGAGGACAGGUUUUUUUUUUUUUUUAAAGAAAUAAGUAGAUUCUGAUAAUUGUUACUCUCUGUCAAUGUAAGAUAUCAACAUUUAAGGUAUCUUGUGAACUUUGAAUACACACAGAGAUAAAUAGAUGUAUUUAAACUUUUUUUUAAGUUAGUGCUAGAUUGUACUUGUAGUCCUUCUCAAGACAGAAUUUUCUUUUCUCUUGUAUGAGAUAGCUAACAUCACUACUAUUAACUGAACUUCCUGAAAGGGUGCCUGGUUACUCAAGUUCUUCACACUUUUCUGUGGAACUCUUAGAUUUGUUUUUCCUGCUCAUUCGCGCAUCUUCUAGAUAGCCACAUAUGGAAUUUUACCGUUAAAAAAUGUUUGGUUGUUGACAUCUUUGUUCAAGAAGCCAUUCACUUAAAUACUUAUUUUUUUUAUUAUUAUCAUUUUUUGUUAUUCUUUAGGUGAACGUUUACAGCUCAAGUUAAUUUCUCAUACAAAAAUUUAUAUACAUAUUGUUAUAUGACACUAGUUGAAAUCCCUAUAAUGUGACAGCACACUCCCCCUUUCCACCCCAGGUUUCCCGUGUCCAUCCAACUGGCUAAAUACUUAUUUUUAUGACUGAAAACUCGAGGGACAGUGUGCACGUUCAAGAAAGGCCAUAGGGCAGAGAACCAAUUGUUUUCAUUUUGAGAAUGGCUAGCAUGCUAUCAUGUCAAGGAUUUAGGAUAUGUCACUCACUGUCCUAAUUAAUCUGCACAGUAAACCUAGUUAGGUAGUUAUUAUCUCCACUUUACAGAUAAGGUAAGUGGGUUAGUUACUUGCCCAAGGUCACAGAGCUAGGAAGUGGUGGGGCUGGGAUUCAACUCGUGCCAUUUUUAACUUCAAACUCAAUGCUCUUUACUAAUUAUACUUUAUUGUUCACCUAAAUGUUUUCUAAAAUUGUUUUUACCAAAUACUGAGAAUAGACAAAAUCAGAUUCACAAAAUAAGUGUAAAUUAUAAAGAAUGUGAGUUUAGAGGACACUCAUGUAACUUCCCACCCAGAUUUAAAAAUUACCACAAACUGAAUUUGGUGGCUUCUGUGUGGUCCUCCCCGAUCUUGUCACCUUUUCUCCCACCUCAGCAGCAACCAUUGUAGAAAAAUGAGUUUGAAAAUAUUAGCAAAAGUGCACAAAAAAGCCUCCUGGCUAGAUCAUUUUUUCUUUUCCUUCCUUUCUCCUUCGCUGCUCUAUCAUUGGCUCUCUUUCUUCCCCCUUUUCUCUCACCACGGUGGAGCACAAGAGAGGAACUGAGUCAGACCUGUUUUAAAAGGUCAGGGAGAAUGUUCUCUGGUAGGAUGUCCAGAUCUGAGUGCCACGAACAAUGUUGGGGAUUCUUGGUGGAGUCUCCCCUCCCUGCUCUGACGGGUUAUAACAAACAGAUGGCUGAGAGGGGUGAUUUAAUGGAACUUGUGCUGACAGAUCUAACGAGCUUGUCAGGUUAUAGUUCACAAAUAUUAGCUCUAUAGACAUGCAGUUCUUAUUAUUGUAACUCUUACGAUAGUGAUACAUUUUUAGUAACCGAUGUGAGAGUACUUCAUAACACAAUCAAACCAUUGAGUGGAACAGGUUUAGAUAAUAAAACCUUGUUGUCCUUUAAUGCAGCCUUUCACCAACUCGUAAUACCUGGUUCAGUGUGUAAAAAUCAAAGUGAGUUAUGGUCCAGGGGGAAUAAUAUAAUUCUUUCAUCAGCUGGAAAAUAUAUUUGAGUAAUUCAUUGUGUGUGUGUGUGUGUGUUUUUUUAAGUAAGCAAGGAAGCUUUUGGUUUUUGUUUGCAAAUUGUACGUUGUUGCAGGAAGUUUUUCCAAGGGCCAUACAGUUUUGUACAAGGAGGUGGCAAUUUAAUUCAGUUUCAGCCAUUUAAGAUUAGAACUAUACUAACUUUUAAGUUACUUGCAUGUAAUUACAAAAUAGCUAAUACAAUUAAAAAGAUUAAAAAGAACCACAAUCUAGCUAAUCAUAAAUGUAGUUAUAAGGGCAUAUGUGUCUGAAUGUAUGUGGUCAUUUGCGCUUACCCAAAUUGCGCUUAUGUCUGCAUUGUGUUGGUGUUGGUUAUUAUUUUUCUAGGGCUUCAUGCAUUUGUAUAUAUAAAUAUAACAGGAGCCUUUUCUAGAACUGGUGUUGGGGGACUGUCUUAUGAACUAUGUGAUUUGGAGCACUGUCAAAUGUAGUGAUGUUUUCAAUGGUUACGAUUUUGGUUUGUAAUAGCAAGCAGUGUGGUGAGGAGGUUGAAGUGAGCAUGCGUACGUGUCUAUCUGUAUCUGCUAUCUCUAUCUUUUUGCAAAAUUUGGAUUGAAUGACAGUGCCUAUUAGAAUUCAAAUAUGAAAAAGAGUUAAACAUCACACUUUUUCCAGUUUUGUCCAGUGCCUCAAAAACAUGCCAUAAAAAUAUGGGGACUAAAAAAAUCUUGUCACAUGUCCCAUAAGAGUGUCACUGAUUUAAAAGCUGCCUUUGAGUAUUUUCAGCACUAUUCCGUGACAGUUAUUAUGAUAGGAAUUGGCACUAGCUAGGAAAAUUUACAGUUUAAUACUUUAGAGCAAAUAAUUGCUUAGGAUGCUUUAAAUAGCACAGGAAAUGUGUAGUGUUUACUUGACAUUUGCUAUAUUGAACACUAAUACUGAAACAGAUUCUUUGACCACAGAGAAUGCCAGUGUGGGCGGAAUGGGGGUAGAUGGGAGAAAGAGGCCGAGAAAAAAACAGCCAACAUGAUUAAAUAAAAAUUAAAUGGCCAGUGAGCCUCCUCAUGAUACAGAGAUAUCAGGAAAAAAAAAAAGUGCCCAUUUGUUCAAUCUAGGAGCCUUUAAGUGUGGUAGCAGAAGGCUAAAUACAAACAGCUCCCUGAAAUUAGGGUUUCUCCUGAUUUUAAGACUGAGUUAUGUUAAAGGCCUUCUUUGCCCAGAGCUCAAAGCUUCGAAACCCUUGGCCGCUCUGGUUUAUUUUCUAAGGUCCUGAAAGCAAGAGGAAUGACCUCCUUUUUCAUAAAAGAGGAAAAAACCUUCUUGUUAUCUGUUUAAUCUGCACAUGCUUGUGAAUGUUUUUUUAUGACGGCUCUGGUGCCCUCAUUUCUCAUUGCAACUCAGUACUUGUGAUUUUUUCUCCCUCUGAGCGCAUUUUGCAUUCUCAGUCUUUUUUUCACCCUUCCCAGGCAUCUUUCAUAGGAGUCUUCUCUCAGAAUGGGGCCUACUGCCAUGUAGAAUAGCUCUUAAAUGUGGAGCUUUUUUUUUUUUUUUGCACAAACUGCUUACCAGGCAUUGUGAUUCAGCUGCAUUUAAUGGCAAAAAUAGGGUACAUGUCAGGCAACUAAAUCUCUCCCAUUUGGGGAUGUUUGAGUCAGUUUGUACAGUGUCUUUAAGAGAGUUUAAAAUGCUUAUGUUAAUAACUAAUUGGUGUGUGCGAUAGGGGCAGGAAUGAGAAAUUGUGCAACGUACACAAUAUUUUUUAGACACUUCUUCCUUCCAUCUUGUCAACAUGAGCUGCUUUUACAAUACCCAUGGGAAUUUUGGAAACAACAAUCAAAAGUCAGAGCCUCACCAUGCAGCAUGGUUCAGCACCCAGAGCGCUCAGAGCAGGAGGGCUGUAUGUAUGUAUGGCUUUUCCACCGACUUGAGAUUUGACCUUGAAUAAAUCAUACUUAACUUCUCUACGCUUCAAUUAGCUUUUGAAAGAUAUGUAUGGUUGUGUAUAACCAGCAAGAAGGCAAUAAUUAAACUUCACAACAAAAGGAGAACUUGAAAGAAAAUUUUGUUAGAAAAGGGUGGUUGGCAUGAGCGCAAGCCUCACGUAGGGUGCUAUUAAUACAGUCUCGCCACACGUGACUCCUAAGGAAAGUAGGGGGUUUUCUUCUAAUGCUGUUAACUGUAUUUUGUAGACCUAAAAAAUAUGUAUGUAUUUUUGUUUUACCCUGUAAUGCCAGAGAGCUUUGUGUUCAUACAUAUUUUCCUGUAAAUGCUACCUGUAAAGGAAUUUUUAUUUAGAACGUUACAACUUAAAUGGUAAUCCAGAGGUAACAAAUUCAUGUAAUAUGCAGAGUCGUUUACUUGUAUUGCUUUGAAAGGAAAUUCCAGGUUGUUAUUCAUUUAAAAAGUUUUUAUUUUUUAUUUUUUAGUCUGCUGCUACCCUGGAGAUGAUCUAAAUGGGUUUUCAUUCAUUUGAGGGGAAAGGAAGAAAAGUAAUAAACAUUUGCAGAGUCCUACAAUGUGCCAAACAUGCUGCUUCAACACUUGGUAUUGAACUACUCAAUGUGGUUUACGUCCAAAGGGUCUCUUCCCCCUUCUCAUGUGUGAGGACUUAGUCGGAAAGAUCAGAAUCCACGGGAGAAAAUAAAAUAUAACCGUUGUGACUGGCAAUCAAACCGAAGGGCAUUUUAGUUAGUUAGUUAGUUCAGGGCUGUGGGAUCUCCGUCAACCAGUUGCUGAUCUGUGCCUCUAACACGGAGACCUCUACCAGGGCUAGAUAGCUAGAUUACAAAACUGUUAAACCGCAUCUCCCUGGUUAAGCCAUUUCAGUUAUUGCCUCAUUUAAAUGGCAUUGUUGUGAAAAAGACAUAGGUAUUACAAGUUGAAGUGCCUAGAAUUUGCAUGAAAGAGUCUGGGUUUUGAGUGCUAGUAAGAGCCUGCCUCUGGAGUCCCUGGUGGAACUUUCUUGGCGAGGGAAUCUAAAGCCAAUAGCUCCAAGUCAGGCAAGAAAACAUCUUAAAGAAAGCCAGAGAAAACAUACAUAUUUAACACAAUGGCCAUGACUCACUUUCUCUUUGCUCUCUCAGCCCAGCCGUUUACUGCUAACCCCACAGGAAAGCUGCUUUUGGUGUUUCCCUUUGGCAGCUCUGCCAAAAGCUAAAUAUACACCUUGAGAGAAUGAAGGUGAGAGGGGAGAAAAGACAGAGGUCAUCAUUUUUAAUCCUGAUUGGGCUGAUGGCAAACUAUGAGGCCAGAUAGACGGUACAGCAAGAGAGGAUGUUUUCCAGUUUGUCCUCCGUUCCAGAUAGGCCCUCACACUGUGCAGAUGUCCACAGUGAUUGGAUUGUUGAGGUUCCUAAAGAACCAUCCAUUUGGGUGGGCUCUAAUGGGCUUUUGGAAGUGGCCCUGAAGGUGUGUCUUAGUGUCCUAGGGCUGCUGUAAUGAAGUGACAAAGUGACUGACUUAAAAUGAUAGGAAUUUAUUGCCUCAGAGUUCUGGAGGCAGGGAGCCCAAAUUCAGGGUGUUGGCAGGGCCACGCUCUUUCUGAAGGUUCUAGGGGAAGAUCCCUUCUCAUCUUCCCUGGUAGCCCCGGGUGUUCCUUGGCUCGCAGCUGCAGUGUGACUCCAUCUCUGGCCCCAUCUUCGCGUGGGUGUCUUUCCUCCGUGUGUAUCUGUGUCUCUUCUUCUCUUUUAUAAGACACCACUCAGGUUCUAUUACGACCCAUCCUCCUCUAGUAUGACCUCAUGUUAACUAACUGAUAACGUUUUCAAAGACCCUUCUUCUAAACAAAGGCACAUUCACAGAUCACAUGGGGUAGGACUUUGACAUACCUUUUUGGAGGACGCAAUCCCACCCAUAAUAAAGUGUGACAGCGACCAUAAGAAUCCUUAGCAUUUGGGACUGAAUUGUCAGCAGGAGGAUAGGACAGGAAUAAAAGCUGUGUGACCGGGAACGGGGUACUACGCCUUUCUGAAGCUGCUAUCCAAACUUGUUGGAAGGCUGUGCCUCUAUGUCCAGUUGUAGCUGGGUAUACAAGAAUUUGGGCAUCUCCUGUGGUUUAAUAACAGCCCUGCCACUUACUAGCUCCUCCAAGUCACUUAAGCUCUUCGUAUCUAAGUUUCCUUAUCUGAAAAAUAAAGCUGAUAAUCAGGGUGAGAAUUAAAUAAAUUAAUAAUGCAAGAUACUUAGAGUUAAUUCGUCACCUAGUAAAUGCUACUUAUGCUUUGUUGUUGUUGUUAGGUACCGUUGAGCUGGCCCCCAGCUCAUGGUGACCCCAUGAACAAUGGAAGGAAAUGCUGCCUGGUCCUGUGCCAUGCCCAUAAUGGUUUCAGAUCAGACUGUUGUGAUUCAUAGGGUUUUCAUUGGCUGAUUUUCAGAAGUAGCUCGCCAGGUCUUUCUUCCUAGUCUUAGUGUGGAAGCUCCUCUGAAACCUGUUCAGCAUCAUAGCAACACACAAGCCUCCAAGUGGGUGGUGGCUGCACAUGAGUUACAUUGGCUGAGAAUUGAACUGGGUCUCCUGCUUGGAAGGGGAGACCUCUGUCACUGACCACCAAUGCUUCAUUUAUACUUUACCUAUGACUAUUAUGUUAUAGUUCUCCUUUAGAGCCCUCUACUCCAUUAUUUGUGUAUCAUUUAGGUCAAGAUGGCAGACAUGGGUGGUAGGUGGUUUAGUGAGAGGGAGACCUAAGCUUGUAGAGAAUGUAGAUAAAACCUGGUUUUAACCGUAGGUCUCAGACUGUGUCUGUGUACUGUGUCUGUAUAUACCAUGUUUAUUUCUGACCACCAGGCUUUGCUCAUAGUCUUCCCUAGCUCCCCUCCCUUCACCUAUCCACAGACAUUCUGCCCAGCCAUCAAUACCCAGCAUGAACGCCCCUUUCCAGGAUGGAGAGAUUUUUCCCAGGUAUUUCACUCCAAACUAACUUCCCUUCCCGCCGGCUCUCAGUUCCUGUGUCCUUGUCUGUAUAACUCUUUCUAUCAUGUCAGUGAUUGCUUCAUUUUUUUCUUAGAUGUCUUGUUUUCCAUCAGACUCUGUGUAAAUAGAGGGCUUUACCUCCCUCUCAGCAUCCACAAGGGCAUGGCAGAAAGACUAAGGAGCAGGGAGUGGACAAACCUGCUCUCUUCUCCCAGUCUCGCCUCUUUCUAAUGAACUAAUCACGCUCAGGGCAUUUGAUCUCCCUCAUUCUCAGAUUCUUCUCAAGAAAAACCAGUGUGCGGAUGAGUGAUCUCUAAAUUUUGCCUUGUAACUUUAACAUUUUCAAGUCGUUUCCAAUUGCUGUGGAGUCAGUUCUGACUCAUGGCCGCCCCAUGUAUGUCAGAGUAGAACUGUGCUUCCUAGGAUUUUCGAUGGCUGACUUUUCUCAAGUAGAUCACCGAGACUUUCUUCCAAAUCACGUUAGGGUGGACUCAGUCCUCCAACUUUUCUGUUAGCAGCCAUGCACGUUAAUGUGUUGAAUGAGUGAACAAUGUAUAGCCUCCUUUUGAGUUGCUGAGAUAUUUCUGAAAUUAUUUUUGUGCUCAGUAACAUCCUGGUGAAGGGAGGAAGUGAUCUAUCUUAGAAAUUUUUCACUUUUGCUGGACCCAAAUUUUGCUAGGUCUGAUUCUGUCAUGAGGAGCACUGGUGGUGCAGUGAGUAAGUGCUGGGCUGCUAACCAAAAGGUUGGCAGUUCAAAUCCACCAGCUGCUCCAUGGGAGAAAGAUGUGGCAGUCUGCUUUGAUAAGGAUUAUAACCUUGGAAACCCUAUGGGACAGUUCUACCUUGUCCUGUAGGGUUGCCUUGAGUCGGAAUGAACUCAAUGGCAAUGAGUUUGGUUUAGUUUUUGGAACCUAUCAUAGUCUGAAUUCAUGUCCAAGUCUGAGUGAAUAUUUACAUUAAUAACUUAUCUAUGAAAAAAUAUUUACUAUGCAAAAAUAAUUUAAAUAAUAUCACAGACUAAUAAAUGUUGAGUGUACAUAAGAAAGGAAAUCGUUUUGAAGCACUUAAGAAGUCAAUGUUUGCGUGCAAUUUAUAUAAACUCUCUUAGUUUGUUCGUUAAAGAAUUUAUUGAUUAUUUUGCAGUUUUUCUAUAAGUAAUUAAAAGACUUUAAACUGUAUUUCUUCUUAAAAUUUUGUAAUAUGGACUUCUUUAUUCAUAUUAGAUCUGAACUCAAUUUACUAGCACAUAUUAUGUUUUUUAUAUGGUAAAACUUACAAAAGUGGUGGUUGAAAUUUUCAGCAUCAAAUCUCUCUUGGGAACUAUCUGUACAUUUAUUUUUGUUACCUAAUAACUGUAUCUGGCCCCCAAAUUGACUGUUUUGUCAUGCUUAGUGCAUGAACCAAAAGGUUGGUGAUUCGAACCCACCAGCUGCACUGUGGGAGAAAGAUGUGACAGUUUGCUUCCUUAAAGAUUUACAGCCUUGGAAAAACCCUAUGGGGCAGUUCUGUUCUGAAGGGUCACUGUGAGUCGGAAUUGACUUGAUGGUAGUAGGUUUGGUUUUGGAGCUUUGUUUAUGUUUAUAACCAUCUUUGUACAUAUUAUAACGUCAGAGCAGUGAUUUCAUACAUGAGAAGGCUUUUUUUUCCUAAACUGUUACUGCCUUUGGGGAAAAAAUCAUUUUUGAAGUAUUGUCAUAUUCGUUCAGACCAAGUAGGGAGUGUGUUCAGUGUCUAAUUAGGUUCCAUAUGGCUUGAACUCUUGGGAGAUCCACCUGAAAUAGGACUGUGUUAAGAAAUUAUUCUGUGUCACACAUAAUCAGGUUCAAGAGGUCUUAAUAAUUUGCAUGUAUAAGUUAUAACUGGCAUCAUCCUUGUAGAGGAGUUCUACCUUAGACAUUUUCUAAUCGUUAGAAGCAUUUAAACAGUAGUUUAGCUGUAACACUAAGAUCUAUGUUAAUAGCCCUUUUAAUAUUAGUGGACAGAACUGGGAAUGUUUUUUGAGCUUUUUAUAGUUUACUGAGUGUAAGAGAGCCCCUGGGUGAUGGAAAUGAUUAAGUGCUUGGCUGUUAGCCAAAAAGUUGGAGGUUUCAGUCUACCCAGAGGCUCCUCGGAAGAAAAGCCUGGUGAUCCACUUCUGAAAAAUCAGCCAUUGAAAACCCUAUGGAGCACAGUUCUACUCUGACACAUAGGAGGCGCCCUGAGUCAGAGUUGACUCGACAGCAGCUGGUGAAUGUAGGAAGCUCAUGCUAGUCCUUCAUCUUAACUGGGUGAUUGAAUUCCAUGCUGUGACUGACCAACCAGCCCGUUGCCGUUGAGUCCAUUCCACCUCACAGCGACCCUAUAGGACAGCGUAGAACUGCCCUAUACAGUUUCCAAGGAGCGCCUGGUGGAUUCGAACUGCCAACCUGUUUUGGUUAGCAGCCAUAGCUCUCAACCACUGAGCUGCCAGGGUUUCCAUUGUGACCAAAAGGAAAACGUAUGUGGGUAUUGUGGGCUGGGCGGCCUGGAGGACUAAGGGGAGAGAGAGUAGAGAAAUACCAGAUACUUUUUUUUUUUUUGCAGAUUUUCCCAGUCAUCCCUGCCAUGUGCGUCCGCUCCUUGUGUGCUUAAAUAUGAAUUGACCUGAAAGGUCUGUGUUUACGGAAUGUUUUCUGUUAGAAAUGCUUAGGUUUCACUUUGAUGGUUUUCUUUCUCUUCUUUUAAAAUGAAGCAGGACAGUGUUGGAAUCAAUGUAGCCAGCUUGUAUGAAGAUGAUUCCCUCCCUUAUCUGGGCAUAAAUAUUGUUGGAGGAGAGCAUGGGGAGUAGCCAGAUAUGCACACAUGAGCACAGGCAUUAAUUGCCCUCACUGACCAGGGAAAGGAAGGAAAAUCGUUUCAAACUAUUUUCACAGGGUAUUUUCAGCCAUCAUGUUUUUUAAAUUUGGUUUCCGAUAUGAAAACUGGAUUGAGCUGUGUUUUGUUUCAUCUGAACAAAUCUACCCCGAAUUGACUGGGAGAGUGUUUCUUAAGCCUCCAUCUCUUUAGGCGGUGAGUCAUUUCCAUGUUGUUGAGACAUUUUCUAGCCUUUAUUGCUGUGUGGAGUUCGUGCUUUUCUCUGGAUGUUUUGACUCCUUAAGAAACUCGCAAUAACAAAUUAACUCUCACACUCCUCUGGAAUGAAAACACGCAGUAGUGGAGUAAUAAAUAGCAGAUCUGGAAACCUGAAUAAACACAGAAAACUCCAGCUCUGAUGCUUCAGAAGGCUGUAGAAACUGAGUCCAACCAAUGUCCAGCAGAUACAAGCAAUACACACCAGCUAAGGCAAAAAGAACUGAGCAUGUUGUUCAUUUCAGUUCUCCAAGGUACCGUGUUGUAAAGCUGUAUAGCCAUUUUCUCUCUUCCAGACUAAUAAACAAUUAUUUUUAGUCAUCUGACCGCCCUUCCUGCAAAUGAUUUAGUUAUCAGGUUUGAGUUAUUAAAGUAAGUUGUAUUUGUUUGAGAAAUGAGAGUUGGAGUGGACUUCCUCACUUCCUGUCUUUUUCUGGUGAAAACAGAAUAGUGCCUUGGCGCAGUCCAUGGUGGGAAGGAGGCUUGUCUUUCACAAUCUGUAAUCACCACAGUCCCAAGGCAAGGUGCUGCCUGUGGACUGCCUGCCCUGGGACAACCCUGGUCUGAAUGGUUGUUCCAUCAGGAUUUUUAUAUCAGAGCGAGGUUGUAAAUAGAAAGCCCCAAUGGUCAUUCUUCGCCUUAUUCAUGGGGUUCCUUUCUGUGGUGGUGUAUUUGGUUGGCCUUGGCAGAUGGUGUAAACUGUUUACAGACAGUCCCCAACUUAACGACAUGUUCGAGGUACGACGAACCUCACUUACCACUGUCCUUGUUGUUAGUAAUAUGUACUACGUACAGUGUUGCAGAGUGUAAUUUGCCGAUGUUAUCAUUCUCAGGUGUCCACUCCCAGAUGUUCAAUUUUAUGACUCACUGUUAAGAACACUACCAUAUGUAUAAAGCUACUGAUAAUGAAAAGACUGAGCUAUUCGACUUACGUCAGAACCAACUUAUGAUGGAGUCGUGGGAACAGAACCCCGGUGUAAGGCGGGGACUACUUGUAGGUGAUCUUUUAAGGAUGAACACUUCAUUUUAGCCAGGGGCUAGAAGCCAUUGUCAGGAAAGGUAGGAGUCCCUGGGUGGUGCAAAUGGUUAAGCACUCGACUACUAGCCCAAAUGUUGGUGGAUUUAACUCACCCAGAGGUGCCUUGGAGGAUAGGCCUGGUGAUCUGCUUCUGAAAGCUCACAGCCUUGGAACCCUAUGGAGCAGUUCUACUCUGCACACAUGCGGUCACCCUGAGUUGGAAUCAACAUGAUGGCAGCUAAUAACAAAAACAACAACAUCAGGAAACGUAUUACAUCUCCUUCCUAACCUUGCGUAGUAGGAACAAAACUUGUAAUGCCACAGAAUCUGAAAGUCUGGGGGCUUUGGUGUUCCCACCUAAUCCAAAAGGCACCUAAAGCUCCCUUAGAGACUUCGUGAAUUUUCUCUAAAUUCAUAUGGAGGAAUUUGGGCUGGUAAUUUUUUUCUCCCUCUUUGCCUGUAUCAGUUUUUCAUGAGAUCUGCCCAUAUUUAGCCUGCUCAGUUUAAAGGGAAUGCCAUCCACUUUGUACUUAGGACAACAAAGUACUUUCCUCACCUGGCUGGAAUAGCUGUUUUGGCCAAACUUACAGUCUGACGCAUGUGAGUCAGACAGAGGCAAAGAUCUAAAUGCCAGUAACAUGAGAAAGGGAGCUCUGGUGAUGCAGUGGGUAAAGCACUUGGCUGCUAACCAGAAGGUUAGUGGUUUGAACGCACCAGCCACUCUGCGGGAGAAAGAUGUGGCAGCCUGCUUCCAUAAAGAUUACAGCCUUGGAAACCCUAUGGGGCAGUUCUAAUCUGUCUUACAGGGUUGUUUUGAGUUGGAAUCGACUCGAUGGCAGUGAGUUUUUAACAUGAGAAAAAUAGUUUGAACAUGAAGUCAUCAUGCUUGAGGUUGCUUUGAACUUUCUUCAUGGCCCCUUUUAUGGUUUGUACCAGAAUCAGCAUGCUUUAGUUUUAUGCUAAAAACGCAGUGGGGUAAAAAUGGACACGAAUUUGAAAUUGCAUGAUAGCCAGAAACUUUCAUAACAUAGUAAUGUUAUGCUGUGAUAAAUGUUUAGUGAAACUUGCUUGGCUCGGGCUAUUUUUUUAAAUGGCUUUUGGGUUCAGGAAUUUUGGAAGUCAGAUUCUUUGUAAUUUAAAUUUCCUUCUAUGCAAGUAAGUACACUAUGUUAUUAAUUUAAAUAUAUAUAUGUAUAUACUUAGAAGUUAAAAUUAUGUAAUUAUCUUAAUGCUCCAGAGCCUCUUGUCUGACUAAACAUUGGAACUAAUUCUGUUGAAAACAGGGAAUUUGUCUGAAAAGCUUAAGGAAAUUCAGCCCAUGCAGGGAAAUUUGCUAGAUUUAUAAAUAAAAGUUUUCACGUAAAGGGAUGAUACAUAACACAGUUUGUUUUAUAAAGGUUGUCCUUGAGUUUUGUCUCUUGGCCCUUCCUUUAGGUCUAUUAAGUGAUAUUUGUAGUUGAUUUAUAGUAGCAAGUUAUGUGUGAGUUGAUUCUGGAUAAUUGAACUUGUAUUUGAGCUGCAUAAAGAUCCAACCCACCCAGUGCCGUCGAGUCGAUUCCGACUCAUAGCGACCCUACAGGAAAGGGUAGAACUGCCCCUUAGAGUUUCCAAGGAGCGCCUGGUGGAUUUGAACUGCCAACCCUUUGGUUACCAGCGGUAGCACUUAACCACUAUGCCACCAUAAAGAUAGAUUCCUUUUUAAAGAAAUCAUAAAAAGUAUCUUUUUUUAUAAAGUGAAAAUAUUCUCUGAGAUGGCACACCUGUGAUCUUAAUAUAUAGCCACUAAAGAAUGACCUCUCCCCUUGAAAAAUAACUUCUAAAACUUCAGUUGAGAAUUUUUUGUUGAAAUAGUUAAUAAGUCAUGGCAGUGGCUUCUCCUCCUUUGUAGAAUUCUCCUUUAUUGCUAAUGUUUAUGUGAAUGUAGCCUUAAAUCUUUUAAAUACAGCAUACCAGCGUUACUUAAAGACGACUUUAUGCAUUGGAAUGCAUAUUGCAAGUUGUUAGGUAAAAACACUUGGUGCCUUUUUGGGAGGAAAAAAAAAUUCCUUUUUUUUUUUUUUUUUUUAGCUCUUAAACAUAACAGAUCUUUUUGGAGCAGAGUGGGAAACUAAUAUUGUUACUCACAUGGCGUGCACAGAGUGAGGGAGGUAACACGAUGUCUCAGCUUCAGCAAGUAGAUGUAUUAACCUACUCACUAAAGCCCCUGACUGACAAAGCCUUAAUUUUUAUUGUAGGCAAUAUUAAUAGUACUUGGCAAAGCUGAUACAGAAUCAGGCUUGAUUACUAUAAUGACUCAGGGGCUUUCUAAUUGACAUAUUUUCUCCCUAUACUUUUAGAUUUUUUUCCCGUUAUUUUCGAUUUUUUCCCAUUAUUUACUGUGAGUUUAGCACCCACAUAUGUAGAAUCAAGAAAAGCAAUUGUUAGUUAGCUGAAUGUACAGAAUCAGUGUAUUUUUUUAAACAAAAAGGGAGAGCUCUCAGAUGUGUAAGGAAACUACUGUAAGUAUAUCCUUCCUUUCCCUUUUCUCCAUUUUGGUCUGUUUUCCCUUAUAACCCUGCCCAUACCCAGUGUGUAAGUGCAUUUCAAACCUAACAAACAAACAGCACAUUUUAGUAAAAAUGAACAGGCCAGUAUUCUGUUUUCUUGAAAAAUUUGUUGGACUUUGGGCUCUUUUGGGGCAUUUUGGGAACAUGGUUAAUAAGUGCACCUCCUGUCACCCAUUCCCAGACCACCAUUGCUGCGGUGACAUUCGGGAGAACUGCAUAGCCUGUGCUUGGAGUUUCUGUCUCCCUCUAGUCACUGCUGUGUAGUUGGUGAGACGACCAAACUGGCAGAGGUGCCAGAUUGUGUGGCCAGCCUGAGGAAGGGGAGAGAAGAACGCCAGGAGGCUGGGCCCGCAUACUGUUUUCCUGAUGCUGCAAUAAGGCGGUUGGAAAUUCUUCAUUUUGAUCGUUGAACUUUUUCAGAAUGUUCCAAGGCCCCCCAGCAGCUGUGUUACAGCAUGAAAUUCUAUGUAUAUGCGUUUUUCUGGGGAGCGAAUUGUAGCUUGUAUCAGCUCCUCAAAGAAAUUCUCUGUUCCUCCAAAAGGCAGUGUUAUUGUUGUGUGCGGUGGAGUCAUUUUCAACGCAUAGUGACCUUGUAUGACAGUAGAACUGCUCCAUAAGGUUUUCUAGGAUGUAAUCUCUACAGAAGCUGGUAUCAGGUCUUUCUCCUGUGGAGCUGCUGGAUGAGUUCAACCGCCAACCUUUUGGUUAGCAGCUGAGUGCUGAACCAUUAGUACCUCCAGAGCUCCUGCCAGAGGACAAUAAGAACCAGGAAUUUAGAAUUGAGAGAUAAGGACCUCUUCUGAGAAAAAAGUCAUGAAAGGGGCUGUGAAGGCGGAGUUGUAAAAACAAGCCAUAGGCUAUCUUUUUCACUUGAUUAAAAAUGACCAUGAGGGGGCCAUAUAUAAACUCUGUUAAAUGAGCAUUGGAAACAUAAAAGGCCAGUUGGCGUCAGUAAAUUCUGACUCACAGGGACCCAAGGUGUUUUAAAGUACAACUGUGUUCUGUAAUGUUUUCAGUGGCUGAAUUUUCUGAAGUAGAUCACCAGGCUUUUCUUCCAAGGUGCUCCAGGGUGGACUCGAACUUCUAACCUUUUGGUUAGUAGCCAAGCGUGUUAACUGUUCGUACCACUCAGGGACUCCAUUGCAAACAUACCUGGUACCUAUUUAAAACAGUUUGUUUAUUCUGAAACAACGAGAAAUAAGGUUUUGGGGUUUGUAGCAUCCAUAGGUGCUGUCUCAUAGAUGACUGGGUGCUGUAACCUUGUUGAUAACAGCUCUGUAGUUUUAAUGUUAUUAGCCGUUGCUCAGCAUGAGACAAAUGAGGAGCAUUUGAGAAAGAGUGAGCGACUGAGUGAAGAUGGCAGUAGCUCUCUGUAGAGAACUGGCUUCUGGUUUACAUGUGUAUGAAGAGGUCUGAAGAGCAGUCCAUCUUGAAUGGUUUGGAUAUGGGGAGCAGGUUGUCCACUGGACGUGACACACACAAAUUACAUAUUGUUGUUGCUGUUAGGUGCUGUGUGCAACAGAACAAAACACUGCCUGGUCCUAUGCCAUCCUCAUAAUCGUUGUUAGGCUUGAGCUCAUUGUUGUAGCCAGUGUGUCAAUCCAUGUCAUUGAGGGUCUUUCUCUUUUUCACUGACCCUCUACUUUACCAAGCGUGAUGUCCUUCUCUAGGGACUGGUCCCUCCUGAUAACGUGUCCAGAGUAUGUGAGGCAGAGUCUCACCAUCAUUGUUUUCAAGGAACAUUCUGUCUGUACUUCUUUGAAGACAGAUUUGUUUGUUCUUUUGGCAGUCCGUGGUAUAUUCAAUAUUCUUGGCCAACACCAUAAUUCAAAGGCAUCCCUUCAUAUCUGUGCUGCACUUUAAAGUUUGUAAAAUAAACUUAAAUAUAUGUGACAGACAUUUCUUGUCUGGGUUUUACCUGUGUCACUGUGCAGGCACAAUAUCCGAAGAGAUAUUUUGUUGAAUAAAUUACCUCAGUUGGUUCUUACCUCAGCCCUAUAGAUGUAGACAUAGCAAAUAUUCUUUUCUAAGGGCUCAAGGAAGUCAAUUACAGGUAGUUCCCGAUUUAUAACUUAUUCGGGUUACAAUGAACCACCCUUAGGACAGUCCUUUUUUUUUUUUUUUCAUUUUACCCUUUUGUAAUGUGUACCACUUACCAUGUUGCAACAUGUAAUUUACUAUGUUAUCAUUCUCAUGCCAACCCCCAAAGACAAAUAAAGAUUGAAUGUUUAAAGACACUGAUAAUAAAGGGCAAUAAUAAUGAAAAUUAAAAAAAAAAAUGAGGUAUUUGCCUUAUGUCAGAACUGACUUACGAUGGAGUCGUCGGAACAGAACCCCACUGUAAGUGGGGGACUAUCUGUACUUACCCAAGGUCAUGUGGCUGGUGGAGUCUAAGCUUCUCUUUUACACUAUGCAUUUUCUCUACCCAAAUAGUCAAAGUGGGAAAGCUACGUUUUGAUCACCUGAAUUUUCAUAGAAGGGGGUUGGAGAGGGGUUGUAACCCUCAGAUAUUCUCAAAAAUAAUAGUAGCAUACUUGAUUUGUAACAAGAGACAAUCCUGAGGUAAUAUCUCCUGAUGGUGCUGUCAAGUCAGGUUUUUAGAAGAAAAAAAAGUAUUCAUUCUUAAACAACCAAACAUUUACUGAGUGCCUACUCUGGGCCAGACGUUUUGUGCCGUGGGGACAGAGCAGGUACAAGGCCGUCUAAGUCCCUGCCCUCACAAAGCUUACCUUCUCACUGGGGAGAAAGACCACAAGUAAACCCUUAAAUAUACUCUUUAUUUCCAGCAAAGAAAUAAAGCAGGGCACAUUAGGGGAUGGAAGAAAGGCCUUGGUGAUCUACUUCUGCAAAUCAGCCAAGGAAAACCCAAUGACUGGACAGCAUUUUGUUCCAUUGUGCGUGGAAUCUCCAUGAGUCGGGGCUGACUGGAUGGCAGCUAACGACGACACAUUAUAGGGUAGAGAGCAGUGGUAGUGGGUGUGGGUGGUGGGUCAUUUUAUUUGGCGAGGUCAGGGGAAGCCCCACAUAGGAUAUGACAUUUGAGCAGAGACCUCAGUGAUACGAAAGAGCUGUCACUGGCAAGUUGGGUUGGUGGUGGGUGGUGUGAUGAGAACUAGGUGCAGAGCUUUGCAGGUGGAGAGAAUGGCCGCGUAAAGGGCCUGAGGCCAGAAGCAGCCUUUGUGUUUGGAGCUGGAGUCAGGAGAUGAGAUGGAAAAGCUAGGCAGGAGCCAGAAUAUGUUGGUUGUUUGUAGUCAUGGAGAGGAACUUGGGUUUUAUUCUAAACGUGAUGAGAAUCCCUGUUAACUUCCUAGGGUCUACCUUAAUAGAUUUGCCACAAACUUGGUGGCUUAAAACAAGAGAAAUGUGUUCCCUCAUAGUUCUGGAGGGCAGAAGUCCGGAAUCAAGGUAUUGGCAGGCCAAUGCUCCCUCUUAAGACUCUCGAGGGAGGAUCCGUCCUUGCUUCUUCCAGCUUCUGGUGGCUCCAGGCGUUCCUUGGCCUGUGGCUGCAUCACUCCACUCUCUGCCUCCGUCUUCACGUGGCCUUUCCUCUGUGUCCAUGACGCUCAUCUGUCUCUUAUAAGGACACUGGUCAUUGGAUUUAAGGCCCAUCUGGGUGAUCUGGGAGGAUCUCAGCUCAAGAUCCUUUACUUAAUUACAUUUGUGAAGACUCUUUCUCCAAAUGAAGUCACAUGCACAGGUUUGGGGAUUAGGAUUUGCACAUCCCUUUUGAGGGCCACCAUUCAGCUACUAUAGCAACCAUUGAGGUUUCUAAGCAAGGGGAGUGGUGUAAUCUAAUAUUUUUUAAAAGAUUGUUCUGGUAAUGUGUGGAGAAUUGGUUGUAGAUGGACAAAGAAUCAAGAAAGGAGACCAUUUGGGAGGCUGCUGCAGUGCUCUAGAUGAGAUAUGAUGGGGUGGAUGGGUUGGAGAGGAAUGCGUGUAUUUCGGUUCUAUAUCACAGGGGAACAGGCGGGACCCUUUGAUGGAUUAGAAGUAGAGGGUAUGGAAGAGGGAGAAAUCCAAGGUGCCUACUAGGUGGAUGGUUCUCUGAGAGGGAGAAGACUGGUUUAGGAGCAGGCCAAGUGAGUGGUAGUGACAUCUAGAAUUCUGUUUUGGGCAUGUGAACCUUUGAGUAAUGGAGAUGUCAGGCAUUAAUUAAUUAAUUAACUAAUUAUAUUUUUAUUGUGUUUUAGAUGAAGGUUUACAGAAUAAAUUAUUUUUAUUAAACAAUUAAUACAAUAUUGUUUUGUGACAUUGCUUGCCAACCCCAUGAUGUGUCAACACUCUCCCCUUUUAGACCUUGGGUUCCCCGUUUCCAUUUGUCCAGGUUUCCUGUUCCCUCCUGCUUUUUUGUCCUUGCCCCUGGGCUGGUGUGCCCAUUUAGUCUCAUGUACAUGGUUGACCUAGGUGUAUUAUUCUUUGUUUUAUGGGCUUGUCUAAUCUGUGGCCAAAGGGUGAACCUUAGGAUGACUUUAGUACUGAGUUAAAAGGGUGUUCAGAGGCCAUACUCUUUUGGUUUCUCCAGUCUCUGUCAGACCAGUAAUUCUGGUCCUUUUUUGUGAGUUUGGAUUUUUAUUUUACUUUUCUCUCCAACUCUGUCCAGGGCCCUCUAUUGUGGUCCCUGUCAGAGCGGUUGGUGGUGGUAGCCGGGCACCAUCUAGUUGUGCUGAACUCAGCCUGGUGGAGGCUGUGGUAGUUGUGGUCCAUUAGGCCUUUGGACUAAUCUUUCACUUGUGCCUUUGGCUUUCUUCAUUCUCAUGUGUUCCAGACGGGAUGGGAACAGUGGGAUAUCUUAGAUGGUUGAGUAUUGAUUUAGACAUACGAACCAGAAAAACCAAACUCACUGCUGUCAAGUAGAUUCUGACUCAAAGGGACCCUAUUGUACAGAGUAGAACUGCCCUGUAGGGUUCCCAAGGCUGUAUAUCUUUAUGGAAGCAGGCUGCCACAUCUUUCUCCUGCAGAGAGGCUGGUGGGUUCAGCCCAUCUUUUGGUUAGCAGUCAAGUGUUUUAACCACUGUACCACCAGGCUCCUUAGAUAUAUAUGAACAUAUAUAUAAUAUGUAUAUGCAUAUAAAAUACAUAUGUAGUUCAUAUAAUAUAUAAAAAUAAAACAUGUAUUCCAGAAUACAGACACAUAUGCACACACUAUAUAACCAUGUAUAUAAACUCAUCAGCCUGGAGUUGGAUAGUAUUUAAAGCCAUAGGAGUGAACACCUCAUCUGGGGAGAGCCUGUAAGGCCAGAGGAUAGUUCUGGGGUUUUCAUGGCCAUUUGCUUGGGAUGGAGACUAUGAUUCAGUCCAUUAGUAUGAAGAUCAUGCAGCUGAUGUCCACUGGCUUCAGUCUCUUACGCCUACCACCAGCAGCCAUUGAGUUGACCCCGGCUCUUGUUGACCCCACAUGUGUCAGAGUAGAACUGCGCUCCACAGGCUUUUCAAUGGCUGAUGUUUUGGCAAGUAGAUUGCCAGGCCUUUCUUCUGAGGCACAUCUGGGUGGACUUGAACUCCUGACCUUUCAGUUAGCAGGCGAGUACUUAACGAUUUGCACCAUCCAGGAACUUCUGGUACCUUACAUUCAUGUCAGGGCCUGAGGAAGGGUGGGACCUGGGAUGUGGGCCACCGAUAGAGCCUGUCUCAGUAAUGGGUGGUCACCAAGGCCAGAGUGUGGUUUUUAUUUCACUGUCACCACUCUUUUCUUCCUAAUCUUUCCUCCUAAGCCCAACAGGCCGAUUGGCAGAUUCACUCUCUGAUUUAUCUCAUUUUAGACUUUAUGCUUUCUUGAAACCAUCUUCAUUUAUUAGCCUACAUUCAUUUUUUUUUUAUUUCAGUGCACCAAUCAGUAAUUAUUUCACUUGAUAAUUUUUGACAGUCCGUGGCUACAUUCACUCUUUAGCGUGAAUUCAAAUGGUGAUCUAUCGAUUUGCAAUAAUGAAGUAAAGUUGCUUUGAUGGAGGAUAGUAUAGGAAAAUAUGUGUAUUUACUCUGCCCUGGGGAGUUUGGAAACCCUGGUGGCGUAGUGGUUAAGCGCUAUGGCUGCUAACCAAAAGGUCAAAGGUCGGCAGUUUGAAUCCACCAGGUGCUCCUUCGAAACUCUGUGGGGCAGUUCUACUGCGUCCUAUAUGGUUGCUGUGAGUCAUAAUCAACUCGAUGGCAAUGGAUUUUUCCCCCCCUGGGGGGCUUUAAAUCUAGAAAUACUUAAUAGUUUUCUGAAAAGCAGAUAGAGGACUUCAGAGCAUUAAAAUUUUUAUUAAAUACCAUUUUGUCUAUUCCAUAAAUUCAUUUGAAAGGUUGGAUUUCUCUUAAUUGGAAUUGAUACCGUGGGGGAUCAGCCAUUCUGCAAAUCAUUAUUACUCUUCAUUGUGUGCAAGGCACUGUUACGGUAGAGUAUGGUAGGUGCUAUGUUACGGGAAAUUAGUACACAGCCCCCAGGAAGCCUGGAGUCCUUGGGUAGAGCAAACAGCUAAGUGCUUGCCUGCUAACUGAAAGGUUGGCGAUUUGAAUCCACCCCGGAGUGCCUUGGAAGAAAGGCCUAGUGAUUUACUUUCUGAAAAAUCAGCCACUGAAAACCCUAUGCGGCACAGUUCUGCUCUGACACAGGGGGUCACCAUGAGUCAGAGUCAACUGGACGGCAAUGGAUUUGAUUUGUAAGAGAGAGAUGAUCUUGAGCUAAUAUCUCUUAAUGGUGCUAUCAAGCCAAGUUUUUAUACUUUAGCCACUUUCAAAAUUAUGCUGGGUAGAAAUACUUAGAAUAUUGCCAUUUUACCUUUCCAUGUAUCUCUACUUACGAUAAUCCUGUUUUGAAAUUCCAAGUGAAAAACUCUGAACCAAAGUACACGACCACCUUUGUGUGUAUAAUGUACGCACAUCUAUGUGAGACUGUAACAGUCAAGGAUGAACUUCACUGGAGACUAAACAGCGGGGAAAAUGUUCUUUCUCGCUAAAAUCACAGUGUUAAAAUUCUUGGCAGCUCAGAUGGUCUCUGCUGUAGCUGUUGGUUUAAAUUUUGAUAAUUUUUUCGAAGAGCAUAUAAUAUUUAAUUCUUAGUUGGAUUGUGCAACAGAACACAGCAUUUCCAGUAAAACACAUUGCAAAUGUGAAAGUAAGCGUCCUUCCUUGGGAACUAGCAGCUCGGUAACUCCAUUGGCUCUUCUGUGGGCAUGAGCGUGACCCGUAGGUUAGAAAUUCUGGAACAGAGGGAGAAAAAUGGAUCCCGUCACAGCUAACAGGGAAGGAGGUGCUUACUGUUACUGCUUCUUUGCAGUUACUUUUGCUUUUCCUUCCUUGGUCAGGCGGGGGCGGGUAUUUGGCCUUGCAUAUCCUGGCAGGGUUGAGAGAAGCAGGCACUGACCUUCUGAUAUACUCUCUUUCAUUUUACCCCGAGCAUAUGAAUAGGCAAUCACUGUCAUCUUUUUAUGACUAAGACUUUUCUGAGUUCAGUUCUGAGCCUUGGUUGUUUAGCUUCGUGGGACAAAAGGACGUGCAGUUUUUGUACAAAACUGACCCUUCACCGUGCUAUAAAUCCAAAAACCCAGCCAAAUCUGUUGCCGUCGAGUUGACUCCGGGUCAUAGCAACCCUACAGGACAGAGUAGAACUACCCCAUAGGGUGUCCAGAGAGUAGCUGGUGGAUUCAAACUGCCGACCUUUUGGUUAGCAACUGAGCUCUUAACCACCGUGCCACUAUGAUAUAGGUUUGUAAGAAAACAAAAUAUAUAUAUAUAUACACACACACACUAAAAAAACCCCAAACCAGUUUCCAUUGAGUGGACUCCAACUCAUGGGGUCCCUGUGUGUCAGAGGAGAACUGUGCUCCACAGGGUUCUCAGCGACUGCUUUUUCAGACGUAGAUCACCAGGCCUUUCUUCUGAGGCACCUCUACGUGAACUCAGACUUCCAACCUUUGCAUUAGCAGCUGAACGUGGUGACCAUUUGCACCACCCAGGAGAUCACUCACGCCCCCCACCCUAAACAAAAAAAAAUUGUAAACUGUUUAUUACAUUUUGUUGUGGCAGCAUAGCCUGUCCCUAAGUGGCAUUAUGGGUAUUUGGCUGUUGCUAUUAUGUGCUUUGCUCCGGUUUUUGAGAUAAUGAAAUCAGGUGCCAGUUUCCAUUCUACACAUGCAUUGGGGAUGAGAACGUGAACUUUGUCCUGCAGCAUUAAGUUCUUUGGCUUUAUAGUCAAGUGACUAAUCAGUUGAAAAUGAGUAGAGGUGGAAGUAGUGUCUCAGUCGUGCUGUCAGAGAAGGCUGGCUGGAUCCACGCACACCCUGCACCCUCAGCCCCUGCUUUGGAGAUUGAGAGAGGGCUUCGUCUUUGUCCAGGGCUUGUCACGCCCUGAGCGGUUGACUCAGAUACCUCUACAACACAGAAGCCUGAUGUGGACACCAUUAUACCAGCAUGUUAAUUCACAGUGAAAAGCAUAGCUAACAUAUUCCUAGACCCAUGCGAUCAGCUCAUUCUCUCUCUGUGUCACGCUAUGUGGGAAUGUAAAUCAUGACUGGAAGCUACUUUAUGGAUUUACCUUGAGAAAUCGCUGCUCUAGUGCUGUAGGAUGCAGAAAUAGUCACGGUGCGUGCGUUCCCUAAAGAAAUAUCUAUGUGGGGUCAGGUGGUUGCUUGGUGAGCAGAGAAUGAGAACUAGGCAGUGAGAUGAAUUAACUGACUGAUUGACUGUUCAGUGGCACUGAGUUUACGUAGCCUGCUGCUCUGUUCAUCUCAGAAAGAUGUCUUCUUGUGUGGGACCUGAAACUCUUCAAAUCUUCAGCCACAACCCCAACAGUCAUCCCUCUAGGGUGACCUUGCCAGGGAAGCCAUUCUCUGACAGCCUUGUCACUGCCUGCAUUGGCUUUGUUGUUGUUGUUAGCUGCCGUCCAGUUGGCUGCAGACUCAUGGCGACCCCAUGCGCAAUGGAGUGAAAUGCUGCCUGAUCCUGCACCAGCCCCAUGACUGGUUGGGGAUUGGACUGUUGUGAUCCAUAGGGUUUUCACUGGCUGACUUUCAGAAGCAAAUCGCCAGGCCUUUCUUGCUAGUGCAUCUUAGUCUGGAAGCUCCGCUGAAACCUGUUCAGCAUCAUAGGAACACUCAAGCCUCCACUGACGGACUGGUGGUGGUUGUGCAUGAAGCGCACUGGCCGGGAAUUGAACCUGAAUUCCUGUGUGGAAAGCGAGAAUUCUACCACUGAACCACCAGUGUCUCCUAUAUCAGCUUUAAUGUCUCUGUACUUCACUGGCUUAGCCAGCCACAUGCCUCUUUUAAAGCAUGCAGUCUUGUCUUAAAUAUGCGAAUAUUCCAUCCAGCUGACUGGAGUUUGAGGGGCUAGCGAGAGGUGGGGAGUGAGGGCCACAGGUGUAAUUCUCUUUCUGCAGUUGACUUUGUAUGUGUGUGUGUGCGCUCUAUGUGAAAGUUUACAGCUCAGAUUAAUUUCUCAUUCAAAAAUUUAUAUUGUGAUGCUGGUUGCAACCCCCACAAUGUGACAGCACACUCCCCGCUUUCCACCCUGGGUUCCCUGUGUCCAUUCAUCCAGUUCCUGUCCCUUACCGCCUUCUCAUUCUGCUUUUGGACAGGAGCUGCCCGUUCAGUCUCAUAUAUUCGUUCGAACUAAGACGCGUGUUCCUCACGUGUGUGAUUGCUUGUUUUAUAGGCCUGUCUAACCUUUAUCUGAAAAGUGGGCUUAGGGAGUGGUUUUAGUUCUGAGUUAGCAGUGUGUCCAAGGGCCAUAGACUCGGGGGUUCCUCCAGUCUCUGUCAGACCUGUAAGUCUGGUGUUUUUUUCAUGAAUUUGAAUUUUGUUCUACAUUUUUCUCCCUUUUUGUCCAGGGACUGUUUGUUAUGAUCCCUGUCAGAGCUGUUGGUAGUGGUAGCCAGGCACCAUCAGGCUGGUGGAAGCUGUGGUUCUUGUGGUCCUUUCGGUUGACUUUUUUGUCCAUGGUCUAAUCCAUUACAUUUUUUCUUAACCAAAAAAUUCGUUCCCUCAUUUCCGUUGCUGGUGGAGGAGUGGUGAUGUGUGCCUCAUUGUAUUCUUUGAGUUCUCGAAAGUAUCUUGGAGACUUAGGGAUGGACAUCCCAGAAUUAUACCUUCAAGUCAAACACUGUGAACUGCAUAUCAGCAUGGAGGUAUUCAUCUAGACAAGGAAUAGGUAAAUAUGGCCCUUUGGCCAAAUUGCUGCUUGUUUUUUUAAAUAAAGUUUUAUUUAUGUUAAAAAAAAGUCAUGCCCAUUCAUUUAUUGUCUAUGGCUGCUUGUGCUCUGUAGAAUUGAGUAGUUGCGACAGAGACAUGUGGUCAGUGAAGCUCAAAAUAUUUACCUUCUGACCCUCAUCAGACAAUGUUUGCCAACUCUAAUCUAUACCUUUGUGCGUCAUACAAUUGCCUAACAUAACCUGUUGCUCCUUUCAUCUCAGGCGAGGGAUGGCUUUUCUGAUGGGUGCAGAAACUCUUCAAAUCGUUGGCCACAACCCUCUAUAGUCAUCCCACUGGGGUGACCUUGCCAGUGAAGCCACUCCCUUCUCUCCCCUCCCCACCACAACUGCCAUGUCACUGCCUACAUUGGAGAAUAUUGCAACAAGUGGGAACUCGAAGGUCCCCACCCCCAAUUCACUGAACAAAUGGAGGCUCAGAGAAGUAAUGUGACUUGUCUAAGGUCACACAGCUGUGGAGACCCAGGGCCUGAACUAAGAUCUUCCAAUUCCUAGUGUGAGCACUUGCCUCCUACUUUCUGAGGAGGGCAUUGUUGGUUUUGUGGUUUACGGAUGACGAGCCAUUGCAACACACUAAAAUAUAGCUUUUUUAGGGGCAGGAGUCAUUUUCUAAAACUGGCUUCCCCAAGUAAAAUCACCAGCCAAAUUGACAUUGAUAUUCAUUAAUCUUACAAGCAGGACCUACUAUAUGCCAGGCUCUGGGAUAAGGCUAGGGACGCUAAUGUCCUCAGGAAGUUUGGACAAAAGGAGUUGUCAAAUAUUGGCUCAUUGUUUUAUUUACAGUGUGUUAAAUGUCAUAAUAGGGCUGUGCACAGAGGCCGUGAUCCCAUAGAAGAGGGAUGUGUGAAUUCUGCCUUGGUGGGGGGAGGGGGUGUAUUGUUACAAAUGGCUCCACAAAGAUGGCGAUGUUUGAGUUUUGCCUCAAAGGAGGUAGAGUUCUUCAGGCCCAGAAUUAUUAGUUGGAAUCGACUGGGUGCCAACAGAUUUAUCCAUCUAUGCACAUACUAACCUGCUGCCAUCGCAUUGAUUCUGACUCAUAACGACCCUAUAGAACAGAGAACUGCCCCAUAGAGUUUCCAAGGAGUGGUUUGUGGAUUCGAACUGCUGACCUCUUAGUUAGCAGCCGUAGCUCUUAACCACUGAGCCACCAGGGCUCCAAAUAAGCAUUUUUCUGCAGAUUUAAUCUAUGAUUCAGAAUCAUCUCUACAGUACGCAACAACAACAACACAGAAAUGGGCACUUUCCCUCAAAUAUAUGUAGCUGAUACUGUUACUCAUAAACAAAAAGUGUUAUUAAUAAUAACCCACCCUUUUUUGUUUUUUAUUGUGCUUUAGAUGAAAGUUUACAGCGCCAAUUAGUUUCUCAUUAAACAAUUAAUACAUGUAUUGUUUCGUGACAUUGGUUGCCAGCCCCACGAUGUGUCAACACUUUCCCCUUCUCCACCUCAGGUUCUCCAUGUCCGUUUGUUCAGUUUUCCUGUCCCUGCCUUCUUGCCUUGCUUUUGGGCUGAUGCGCCCAUUUAGUUUCAUAUACGUGGUCGAACUAUUAAACACGUUCCUUACAUGUCUUAUUAUUUAUUUUAUAGGCCUGUCUAAUCUUUGGCUGAAGGGUGAACUUCAGGAAUGACUUCAGUACUGAGUUAAAUGGGUGUCCGGGGACCAUACUCUUGGGGUUUCUCCAGUCUCUGUUAGACCAGUAAGUCUGGUCUUUUUUUGUGACUUUGAAUUUUGGUCUACAUUUUUCUCCCGCUAUUGUGAUCUCUGUCAGAGCAGUUGGUAGCAGUAGCUGGGCACCAUCUACCCAUACUUAUACCCGUUGCUGUUAAGUCAAUUCCAACUCAUAGUGACCCUAUAUGACAGAGUAGAGCUGCCCCAUAGGGUUUCCAAGGAGCGCUUGGUGGAUUUGAACUGCCAACCUUUCGGUUAGCAGCUGUAGCUCUUAACCACUAUGCCACCAGGGUUUGCGGGCACCAUCUAGCUGUGCUGAAAUGAGUCUGGUGGAGGCUGUGGUAAUUGUCAUUCAUUAGUCCUUUGGACUGAUCUUUCCCUUGUGUCUUUGGUUUUCUUCAUUCUCCUUUACUCCAGACGGGGUGGAACCAGUUGGUAUAUCUUAGAUGGCCGCUUGCAGGCUUUUUAGACCGCAGAAGCUACCCACCAAAGUGUGGUGUAGAGCAUUUUCUUUAUAAUCUGUGUUAUGUCAAUUGAACUAGAUGUCCCCUGAGACCAUGGUCCCCAGCCCUCAGCCCCAGUGACUUGUUCCCUCAGGGAGUUUGGAUGUGUCUGUGAAACUUCUGUGACUUUGCUUUGGUCAAAUUGUACUGACUUCUCCAGUGUUGUAUACUGUUUUACCCUUCACCAAAGUUACCACUUAUCUACUAUUUAGUUAGUGUUUUUCCCUCCCCAGCCUUCCCCUCCCUUGUAACCAUAGUAACUUUUUUUUAAAUCAUUGUAUACUUUCUUGGGCAACAGAGAUUGAGAGUCAAACAGCUAUUGCAUGAAAUCUGCCAAAAUAAUUUGAAAAAAAAAAAAAAAUGGUUGGGAACUACUGCUGUUGAUGACAGAUCCUCAUGAGAAUUUUUGAGUUAACAAAUGGUAAAGAAGACAGCCGGCCCUCUGUAUCCAUGGAUUCCCCACUUCGGAUUCAACUAGCAGGGGACCGAAAAUAUUUGCAAAAAGAAAAGAAAACUCCAAAAAGCACAAAGCACUACGGUGAAUCCACACAAUGAAGUGAUGUGCAGCACCCCCUGCUGUAGCCCCCCGUCAUUUCACAGCUCCUCAGUCUCCCUCCAGCACUCGUUGUUUGAGCACUGUUCGCCUCACGACUCAUUCGUUCACUAGUAUUGUGUGCACCCUUUGUUUCUGGAAAGAAAAAGCCCCUAAAAAGCAAUGAAGUGGUCAAAGCAGUUGCUUCCCAGGCUAAGUAUGAGGGAUUGAGAAGAGCCAGAGGAAGGAGUUUUGGGCUAGUAAGGGAUGACAGGCUAGCACUCGAAAGUACUCCAGCCUCCAGAACUUCAAGAUCAAGGGUGAAUCGGCAUCGGCUGACACCCCGGCAGCAUCAGUGUCCCUGGAAGAGCUCCAAAAACUCACAGAAGAGAAAGGCGACCUUCCAGAGCAUGUCUUCAAUUGUGAUGAACAGCUAUUCACAGAGGAUUCACAUUGUAUUAGGUAUUAGAAGUAAUCUAGCAAUGAUUUGGAAACCUUGGUGGCGUAGUGGUUAAGAGCUACGGCUGCUAACCAAAAGGUCAGCAGUUUGAAUCCACCAGGCUCUCCUUGGAAAUCCUAUGGGGCAUUUCUACUCUGUCCUAUAGGGUCAUUAUGAGUCAGAAUUGACUCAGUGGCCAUGGGUUUGGUUUGGUUAAGAGAUGAUUUAAAGUGUAUAGGAAAAUGUGUGUAGGUUAUAUGCAAAUACAUCAUUUUAUGUAAGGGACUUGAACAUCCUCAGAUUUUAAUAUCCUUGGGGGAUCCUGGAACCAAUGAGGAUAACGAGGGACAACUGUAUAGAUUCCUGAGUCAGGCUUCUCCACAUCUUACUAACUGUGCGACUUGGGACAAGUUGUCUAACCCCUGUAAGUCUUAGUAUCCUCCAAUGUAAUAAUGAAAUAGUAGUAUUUGCCAUCUUAUUAAGUGAAAUAGUAUUUAACAUCUUAAGCUAAGAUGUCAAAGAUAAAACAAAGCAAUGUCUGAAAGGCAGAUAGCAGGGUGCCAGGCACAGAGGAUGUGCACAGUAAUGUAAGCUCUACUUAUUAUUUCAGCAGGAGUGGCAUGUUCAGAUUUUAUCUUAGAUCUGAUCCAGAGUGGAGGGUGAGUUAAAGGGGAGAGUUGUAACAUCAUUUGUUAUUCAAGUGAGCAAUAAUGGGGGCCUGGAUUAGGGCAGAGCCACGGGGUAUGGAGAGUGUGGGAAGGCGUUGAGCCCCUGCGUGGUGCCAAUGGUUAACACAUUCAGCUGUUAUUGCUCACCGAAAAUUUGGUGGUUUGAGUCUGCCCAGAGGCUUCUGGGAAGAAGGGCCUGAUGAUCUACUUAAAAAAAAUCAGCCAUUGAAAACCGUAUGGAGCACAGUUCUACUUGGACACACGUGGAGUCACCAUUAGUCAAAAUUGACUUGAUGGCAACUGGUUACAUGUCUACUUUUGAGUGUGAUGUGAGAAUCUUCAAGAACCUACCUGUUCAUGCCCAAAGGAGUGGACCAGGCAGAGAUUAGUGAAAUGCAGUUUUGUGACUUCCUGGCACAGUGUUUUGUGAGUUAUCUGGCAUGUUUCAUGCUUAUAAUUCCUAGAAUUGAGCUAGAUAAGAAUUCACCAAGGGUAAAAUUUUAAAUUAGUGAAUUAAAAACCCCCUCUUUGUGACAUCUUAAAACUAGAAUGAGAACAUAAGUAUCUUAUUCCAUUAUGAUUUAAUAUAGUCCUGCAGUUUAACCUAUACCCAUAAUUGAGUUUUCAAAGGAAUGUAUAUGAGACAAUAUGUAACAUUACAAAUUAAAAAAAAUAUAUUUAUGUAUUACUUAAUAUUUAUGCAUUUGUGCUUACAAAAAGUCAGACAGAAUAAAUAUUUAUUGUUAUCUGGGAGAUUUUUAUUUCCUCCUUUGUCAUUUUCUGUAUUUUCCACAAUGAAGAUAUGUAUAUUUAAAAGUGUUUACACUAUUUAAAAAGGAAAACAACAGCAACAAAAAGGAAAGGGUUGGAAAAACUUGGGGAAAUUCGCCCUCUCCAUCUUCUUGGGUAGGUCCUUGGGUGGCAUAACUGGCUACUAACCUAAAAGUUGGCAGUUCAGACCCACCCAGCAGCACUGUGAAAGAAAGGUCUGGUAAUCUCCUUCUGUAAAGAUGGUUAUCGUUGCUGUUACGUGUCAUCGAGCUGGUUCUGACUCAUAGCAACCCCACAUACGACAGAAUGAAACACUGCCCGGACCUGCCCCAUCCUGAUGAUUGUUGUUUGGUUCGAGCCCAUUGUCAGCCACUCUGUCAGUCCGUGUUGUUGAGGGUUUUCCUCUUUUUCACCGACCUUACCAAUCGUGAUGUCCUUCUCCAGGGACUGGUCCCUCCGGAUAAUAUGUCCAAAGUACAUAAGACAAAGUCUUGCCCUCCUUGCCUCCAAGGAGCACUCUGGCUAUACUUCUUCCAAGACAGGCUUGUUCCUUCUUCUGGCAGUCCAUGGUAUAUUCAGUAUUCUUUGCCAGCAUCACAAUUCAAAGGCAUCUGUUCUUCUUUGUCUGGACGCUUAGUCGUCUUAGUCUGGAAGCUUAGUCUUCUUAGUCUGGAAGCUCUGCUGAAACCUGUCCACCAUGGGUGACCCUGCUGGUGUUUGAAAUAUCGGUAGCAUAGCUUCAAGCAUCACAGCAACAGGCAAGCCACCGCAGUACGACAAACUGACAGAGGCCAUGGUGGCCGUAAAGAUUACAGCCAAGAAAACCCUAUGGAGCACAGCUUAACUCUGUAACACCUGGGGUUGCCAAUAGUCAGAAUCAACUUGACAGCAGUGGACUUGUGGUUUUCUUUCUUUCUUUUAAUUAGUUGGGUAGCUAUUUCACAAACGCUGGUGUUACUGGGAGCACUCCCAACUGUGUUUCAUGUCAGCCAGAUGGUGCUCUUCUGAAUCUAGCGCUCUGGAGGCUAGCUCAAAAUGGUGGGUGGAACUGAGAAAUUGGAGUAGCAGUAGUGCGUGCGGAUGAGGCCAGUCAAAAUUUGACUGAGUAUUAAGUUUUACUGAAUUAUUUUUAAUGUGAGAGUCAGGGCUAAGAGUAUAACAUAUGAUUCCUCUCAUUUACCGUGUAUUAUUUUGUAUCUGCAAAUUCUUACACACAUGGUCGCUUGCACACAUACACUACAGAGUUGCCAAGCCCUCACCACAAGAACACUGAUCCAGACCAGGAGAGUGGGGUUUGGUCUUAGUUCUGUUACUUAGUUUUAUAAUUGACUGAAUCAUUAACCUUUCUGACCCCAGCUUCUUCCUUUGUCAACUAGAGGUAAUGAUAACAGCUCUGACCCACAGCGUUAUAUUGGAUCUCCGUUUUGAAGUGACUCUAAAAUGCCUUACACAGGGGAGUGGUUUUUAAUGUUGGCUCAGCCGCUCUCCAACAUGUAGCCUAUGAGGAAGUGACAUAGCUCUCUGGGCCCGGUACUGUAAAACUAAGCCAAUUAAAUCUUAACUUUCUGUUCAUCUCAGAAACCUGAGAGAUAGCGUGUUCAGAAACAGUGGGUCAAAGGAACAUCCUCUAGGGCAGAGUUUCUCAAACAGGAGGGUGCACCAGAAUCCCCUGGAGAUCUUGUGAAACCACAGCCUGCUGGGCCCGCCCCCAGGGUUCCUGACUAUCAGGUCUGGGGUGGGGCCUGAGAACAUGCAUUUCUCACUGUUGCCGCUGGUCCAGGAACCAUGUUGUAAGGGUGUGGGUGAGUAGUGGGCGGGUGGGAGAACUCUGUGCAGUAUGAAAAAGCACACAGGUGGAUUUGAUACCCACCACCCCCACCAGUUGUCACCAAAUCAGUUGCCACUCAUGGUGACCCCAUGUGUGUCAGAGGAGAACUCUGCUCCAUAUGGCUUUCAAUGACUGAUUUUUUGGAAGGAGAUUACCAGGCUUUUCUUCCGAGGUACCUCUGGGUGGACUUGAACCUCCAACCUUUCGGUUAGAAGCUGAAUGCAUUAGCCCUUUGCAUCACCCAGGGACUCCCCUACUCCCUUUUCGCAUGCCUGUAUUUUCUGGGAUUCCUUCCUUCUUCUGAAUAUUUGGUUCUCCAUACUUCAGGCAGUAGAAACAAGAAGUGUCUCUUGGAUGGAGCUGUUUUCAUGCAUCUGGCCCAAAUGACAUUGGCCAGUCGUUAUAGCACUCACAUCAGCUGGAAUUCAGAGUGGGCUUUGCUUAUUCACACAUGUACAUGCCCCAGAGACCAAUGGUGUCCUUUGGCUUUGUUCUCCUUUUUAAAAACUCUCUGAGUAAGCUGAUUUUAUAGGAAUGUCUCAGAAAGCUAUUCCAAUAAACCCAGCAUUUGUAAACUGAAAUAGAGGAAGCAGUGCUGAUUAGCGCAAUCUUACUGAAACUUGCUCAUGUAGAGGUCCCUCUUGAUUCACAAAGUUUGGGUGGAGAUCCUCCUGUUUGUCCCUUGCCACUCCAGUGUACGGUGGAGUUUAGUUUGUGUACAUGUUGUCUACUUUUUCAGCCAAGCUUUAUACCUCUACAUGUUUCUUUCACUGGAGGGAAUGAUUCAGAGAGCGAGAGUUUGCAUUAAUUGCUUCAUCAACUGUGCGUGUGAGUCAUCUCCCGCUUGUCUUAUUAAUUCAACUGGAAGGAAGAGAAAUGUUAUCUCUGGUUCCUGAGGCCAGCUUGGGCUUCAGUUAACAGGCUACUCCCUCGUCGGGGCUUCUGAUGAUAGUUUCAUUCAUUUACUAAGGAAAUGAAUAGACUGUAAAUCUCACUGUCCCGCUGUGUAUAUGUAGAUAUAUAAAUGACAGUUACCUCAUGAUGCUUAUCAGUGAUCAGAUGCCAAAGGUAGGACGUGAGCCUUGGAAAGGCGUAGUAUGAAAGGCGAAUGGUAAAAACCAGAAGGGGUAUGUCCAGAGUCAGACCUUUGCUGAAUUCCCCUCUCCUUCUUCUGAUUUGAUUCACUGAGGUACUGAGGGAGGAAGGGAACAAUUUCCAAAUUACACUGUCUUCAGUUCUUUUUGUGUCUAACUUGGUAGUUGGAUUCUUUUCAAAGAUAAUUUUAUGCCUUUUCUACUUGUUACGUUCAGCUCACGCAUGUCUUCCUGUUUGGCUUGUACCUUCCCCUUCUGACUCAGUCUUCUCUAUUUCUCUUCUCACUACACCAGGCCACUGCUCUUCCUCUGCCUUGGCGUUUCUCACUACUCCCUCCCUUGCACGGCCUUUUCCACUCAAGCGUGAUUCUGUUCACUUUUCCUUUGUAAAGAAGAGGGAGGACCCCCAGGGCUACCAUAUGUGGAAAGUACAGCUGUUUGUUAAAUUAAUAAAUUUACUUUUGUUGUGGGAAAAUGCACACAUCUUAGGUAAACAAUUCCAUGAGUUUUGAUAAAUGUCCAUAUGCACGUAAUGACCACUGGAAUCAAGAUGAAAGGCAUUUCCAUCACUCCAGAGAGAAUCUUUGUACCCACCCUCUUCCUGUCAGUUCCCACCACCUCAUAACACCAGUUGCAUCCAGUAGAAUGUGACUCAUGGUGGCUCCAUGUGUGUCAGUAGAACUGUACUGCACAGGGCUCUCAAUGGCUGAUUUUUUGAAGAUAGAUUUCCAGGCCUUUCUUCUGAGGAGCCUCAGGGUGGGCUUGAACCUCUAACAUUUUGAUUAAGUGCGCUAACUCGGUUUGUGGCAACCCCAUGUGCGCAGAGUAGAACUGCGCUCCAUAAGGUUGUCAAGGCUGUGACCUUUCAGAAGCAGCAGAUUGCCAGGCCUUUCUUCUGAAGCACCCACGGGGGGAUUAAAAAUGCCAGCCUUUGAGUUAGUAGUCAGUGCUUAACUGUUUAUGACACCCAGGGACUCCUCACUGCUCCAAACCAAAAAAAAAAAAAAAAGACACCAAAC